Molecule: messenger RNA, 7682 nt
Organism: Salarias fasciatus (jewelled blenny)
Lineage: Eukaryota; Metazoa; Chordata; Actinopteri; Blenniiformes; Blenniidae
Exons: 22
Coding region: 16-7170 (2384 amino acids)
Source: RefSeq, a predicted model, not a curated record
CUCUAAACCAAAAUCAUGUUCACCUCCUACAUAAAGAGUCUGAAUGAUAUGGUAUUUUCCACGUCUGAGAGCCCGAAAGAACAGCCAAGCACCGGAGUCUUGGGUCGAAUUGGCAGUUGGUUCUCCCCAUGGAGGGGAACGGGCCCAAAGACCUCUUCUGAAAAUGCUUUCUCAACUUCUGAGUCAGAGGGGGAAGAGGACGGCGAGGAGUAUGUGAACGCCCAGACAGGAGAACAACAGUGGGAGGACGAGAAUCCCAGACCAAAGCCUCUCUUCAGGGACAUUUUCCCCCGCGAAGAGGAGGACGCCACGCAGUCUGCCCACAGAGACGGCUCUGUUGUGAGCAGCGCUGAGACAGAGCCAGGAGGUCCAGAAAAGGAGGAGCUUGCGGUUUGCAGGGAGCAGAGAAAAGGGCAGGGCGAGAGGAGGGAGGAGAAACGGAGCGGUGCUUCAACGACCGGGAUUCCUGAGGAGAAUGCCACUCAUCUGACACAUCUCUCUGCGCCUGGCAAACAGGGAGUGGUACGGAACUUUGACCAGGCCCGCACCCAGUCUCAGGCCCGGAGACGAGCGCAGGCCCAGACAGGAAAGAGGCUCCAUGUGUACCUGGAGGAGACCAGCGUGAUUCACUGUGGGCAAGACCAGAACGCCGAGCAGGAAGUUUUCCGCACCACAUUCACUAAAAGCCUACACGUCCUCCCCAAGUUAAAAUCAUCAUCAGGUGUUGAUUCAGAGGAGGCAAGGACAAAUGUGAGGCCUGCCGUUGAGCCACAGUGUCAUCACAGUGCUCCGGAGGGGGCGUCACUGAAGGCAAACAAAGACUCGCAGUCAGAGAGCGGCUCUGACAAAGAUCAAACAGACACCACCAGCAUGGGACGUAAAAAUGCAAGCAGAAGGAGAGCCAGGAAGAACUCUCAGGGGGAUGGAGGAAACGGCCCCCAGGAGAAAUCACUUCCAAGUACUCAACCGGCAGCAGAGAGCACCACUCCACUGACCGGGUCCGAGGGCAAAGGUUCAGAUGCUCACGUGUGCGUGGAGUCGGCAGACUCCUCCCCCAAGCUCAGCUCCACCUCUCAGGCCUCACCUGGGGGAGGGAAAAGUCAGACUUCCUGCCCCGACGCGGUCAAAGAGUUGGACAACUUCCAGGAAUCAAACUCAGAACCUGCUGCCUCUCAGGCAUGUGCGGUGGACAGUUUGGCAGAAAUGGACGAGGACAGUUUUUACAAAGUGGAGAGGAAGACCGAGACGCCGGAGUCCAAACGCAGGAGUAUGAAAGUUUCUCGGAGUGAAGUGAAGAUUUUCCCAAAACAUGUACCUUUCAAGCCAAAACCAGCUUCCGGUGGGAACCUCCAGGAUACAGGCAAAGCAGAGGCUGAUGGAAGUGUACAGGCCCCAAAGAAAGCCGCUGAUGAUCCAAAGCCUGUUGUUGGGCGGCUUGCAGAUAGAAUCAACGUCUUUGAGCAGCAUCGACUGGCGGGCGACCAGAGGCCGACCUUCCGAGCCCUGAGGAGCGCCGAUGUCUCUCCAAACCCAACAGCAACUGAAAGGCUGAAAGCAGAAUUUGCCGCGUCAGAUCAGAGGUCAAGCUCGGCCGAACGUUACGGCAUGGCCAGAUCCGGUUCUGCAUCGCCUGCAAGGGAGAAACCAUUGACAAUCAAGGAGCGAGCAAAGAAAUUUGGUGAGCAAUCUGUGUCAGGGGCCAAAGUAACGCUGCCUCAGGUUCCAGGCCUGACAGGAAUCUCUCAGCAACCCACUCCAUCUGUGAAAGAUGCUACGUCGACGACAAAAAAACUGGACAUUCAGGGUGAACUGGAUACUAACCAGCAGGCACAGACAAAAGAAGUCUCAGAGACAAAUUUAAAAGCGGGACAAGAUGGCACCACUGGAGGGGUAGAUGUUUGCACUUCUAAGGCCCAAGUGACAGAAUUCAAAGGAAAGGAAACAAUGGCAUCAGAAAGUGAUAAAACAAAUGCUGCAGCUGAGGAGCAGAGUGAUUCAGCACAGCUUAGCCCACACCUUAAAGGUCCCAGCAGAACAGGCUCCCGCUCUAAAAGAAGGAAAAGCAAAGAACCAACCAGUCCUAUCAGCCCGACUAAUCAAAACAAACCAGAGUUCUUGACAAAUAAGCCGGAGGUCACGGCCGCGAAACAGGAACAGGUGGAUAUCACAGAGGAGGCUGUCUCUGCCUCCAAACAUCCCACAGAGACAGACUUAUUACCAUCUCAAGAAGCCCAGGAAAAUGCAUCGAGCAAACAGCCACCGAGCGAUACUAAACAGAAAACAUUUAACAAGGAAUCUGAGGUGCCAGACAAACAGAAGAAAAAUGCGGAUGCUUCAUUCGAACAGAAGAAUAUUGACAAGCCGGCAGACAGACAGGAGGGAUUACCUGAACUGUCUGUCAAUAGAGACGAACCCGAUACUGCUGCUUGUAGCAGCGAGACAAAGAAGCCUAUUGACGAGGGUACCGUUAUUUUACCCCAAAAGGAGGAAAAAGCAGGGAGACACAGCCUUGCAUUCACACAGGAGGAAAAAAACGGCGGUGAGAAUAACAGAGAAACUUCAGCCUCCUCCCCGCCCGCCGUACCGGCUAUUGACAAGUCCCCUGCAGUGAAGCAGGACUCUCGCAUCGAAAGUCCCAAAUUGGAUAAAGAAUUGUCAAUGCAACUGGAAUCAAAUAGCGAAGGAAAAGGAAGGAAGCCAGGUAAAAAAGAAACCCAGCAAGCACAGCAGCCUCAAAACAAAGGCACAGAAAUUCAGGCCGAGGCUGAACGUGUGGAGGAAUCAGAGAAGUUGGGAAGUGUAAAAACAAAUCAGACCGCCGGCACAGACAAAGAAAUAACACACAAGUUCCUGCCGUCAGCUGAAAAUACCUGGAAAGGCAAGGUUUUGGAGAGUGGACUUGGUAUCUCAGGGAAAGUGGGGAGCUUUGUGAGGGAUGAUGAAAGGAGAAACGCUGAAAAAAACAAGGAAAUGCAGCCAGGUGAAGACAUAACAAAACCUGAGGCCAACCAACCAGAGCUGGCCUCUCGCACAUCCGAAAAGCCUCAGGAAUCAUCAAAGCCGCUUGUUAAAACACAACACAUGGAUGGCGUGUUCAAUACACACACAGAGAAAGCUUCGGUCUCUGGUGUCGUGAAGAGUAACGAGGCCAUGAGUGGCAGCAAGAAUGAUAAAGAGCCUUGGAAGAUAAAAACAACUACAAAUGUGCCCCCCGAGCUGAAGAAACAGUCUGCAGAGGGGCCUGGAACACAAACAGAGCGGCCAGUGAUUGGACCAAAACCACAGCCGGAAUCUGUAUCUGUGGAAAAAACACAGAAUUCACUUGAUGACUCAUGUGCACAUGGAUCUAAUGACGCUGAGUUCUCCAGCAUGAAGCCCAUUACCAAAGCAGCUACAGCAGUUGAGAAAGUGACUGUAAAAGUCGGGAAUAGCACUCCGGAACUAAAACCUGGACAGAGUAAUGCGUCUAAUAAGGAAAAAUCUGAAUAUUCUGUCAAGGAAGGUUCUCCCCUUUCUGUCUCUGAAUCUGUAAGCACAGAGGGAAGAGGAAACGAUGACGGGAAAAGUGCAGCCGUAAAGUCAACGCCCUCAGGAGUCAAAGUCCCUGGAGAUGUAGCAAAACUAACUCCUAUCCAGCCACAGCCUGGGGAAUCAAAAAAUAAAGAGAGUUUAAGUAGUGCCUCUACAGUCAAAGACACACGAAAGCCACCUGAUGCCCCGGCUUCCAGCCCCACGUUACAGGAGGGAAACAAGUCAGCUGAGGACACAGGAAAUAAACUUACACCUAUUGCUAAUGGGGCUGUUUCUACAAAUUCACAAGUCUGGACGGUCAAAGAGGAACCAAUCAUUAACAAGCCGAGUCAGACUCCAAAAGCUCCCACAUCCCCGGAGGAUAAGAAGCCGAGCCCAGACUCCACCCAGCGUUCAUCCAUGAAGAAACUCCAUCUGCCACGGGGACUGGCCAUGGACGAUUCUUCAAAAUGGCAAGACGCCCCCUCGAGCUGGCUGGACGUCGACUUCCCCAAACAGAAACUUAAAGUCCAAGAGCAAAAACUAACCUCUUCAGGAAGCGAGAGCAAUCUUUUGGACACCCCCGAUCUGGACGAUGACGAUUUCAUUGCGCGAAUCAAGAAUCUCUGUGCCCCGUUUUCCCUUCCGCCGCGCAAACACAACCCCCUCGGACCGGCUCAGCCCCCAUUUGCGAUGCCGGCCAUCAGAGAGGACCGUUUCGAGAAGCUGUUUGAUCCCGAGGAGUUUACAAUCGGCUUAAGGAAGAAGGCUCAGUUCGGCAUAGACACGAGCCAGACUCUUCUAUCUAAGCUCCAAACCACGGAGACAAAAUCCUCCAUUAAGCCUGCAAGGGCCAGUAUAGCAGACCGGUGCUUGCUGCUCGGCAGUAUGGACACUCAGUCUCGUCUCAGGGAUAAGACAACCGCCAGCGGUGAAGAGGUUUUCAAGGACGAGGCAGAUGAUCAAAUCAAAGUGAAGUCUCGCCUGGAGGGAAGCUGUGUCCUCAGCAGUCUCACCUCCUCCAGCUUCAGAGGGAAGAGGAAUGGUGUUCAAGCACUGUCAGAGGGCAUCGGCUCCGGGAACGCGUCUCCCAGUGAAUCCCCUCAGGUCAGCCCCCCACCCUUCUCAAAAGCGCCCCCCUCCAGCCCGACCAGCACAGCUCCAUUCAAACCCAUGCCGGCCAAACAGAGUGGAGAGGAAGCCCAGUCUGCAGAGGUUGUGGUCACUGACUCAGGCCCUCCACUUCCUUCCUUUAACGAUUUGAAGCUGCCUGACUAUUUACAGAAGUACCUCCCACAAGAUCCAGCGAAACCAGUGCAGAGCGCACGAGGACAGGAUCAAGUCAAACCGGAGCCGACUGGAAAAAUGACAACUCCAGCGUCUGGAGCUGGAGCAGACGUGGCUGUGAAACCAGGUCCUGCACUUCCUGACAAAGUAGCUCCACGUUUCCCUGGGAUUCCUCCAACCAAGCCCUCUGCAGUCCCUGAGCUCCAGCAGCCUCCGGCUCAGCCAACAAGGAAACAUAGGAAUAAUGCACCAGCAGUCAAACGAGGAUGUCACAAGCGUCCUGGAAAGAUGGUGGUGUUCGAGAAAGCUCAGUUCGGCGGCCAGGCGUACGAGAUUCACGGGGAUCUGGCAGAUGCUACGUCUCUGCAGCUCUCACCUCUCAUAUCCGUGAAGGUUGUUCGAGGGUGUUGGCUGCUUUAUGAGAAGCCGGGCUUCCAGGGGCGCACCGUCGCGCUGGAGGAGGGGGGCAUCGAGCUGGCGAAUAUGUGGGAAGAGCCUGGACCGGAGAAGGAUCCAGCGAGCAGCCCGCCAAUGCUGAUUGGCUCGAUUCGACUUGCUGUCAGGGAUUACAGCAUCCCUCAUAUUGAUCUGUUUACCGAGCCGGAGGGCCGCGGCAGAGUGACGCCGUACCACGAUGAUACGAUAGAGACGGGCUCCUUCGGCAUCCCGUUGAACACCGCCUCCAUCCAAGUGCACUCUGGGGUGUGGCUUGUGUGCAGCGACCCGGGCUUUCAGGGCAUGGUGGCGGUGCUGGAAAGAGGAGUGUACCCUGUCCCUGAGUCCUGGGGCUUUCCGUCGCCAUUCGUGGGAUCUCUCAGACCGCUGAAAAUGGGUGGUUUGAAAGUGGAGAAUCCCGACGAAGUCAAGGCUGUGGCGUAUGAGAAGCCAGGCUUUGAAGGCUGCUCCUCGGAAAUCGACAGCGACGUUUUCAGUUUCUGCGAGGGCGAAGGAGACACGGCCACAGACGCAGCUAACUCUGUCACAAACAAGCCGAAGUCUGUGGGAUCUCUGAAGAUCAUCGGAGGAUUCUGGGUAGGCUACAGCCAGCCUGGGUUUGAGGGCCAGCAGUUCAUCCUGGAAGAAGGGGAAUAUCUGGACUGUAAUGACUGGGGAGGCUCAGAGCUGCUGUCGCUGCGUCCAAUUCUGUCUGAUUUUAUGACUCCACAUGUGAAGAUGUUCAGCGACAGAGACUUUGGAAAGCUGGGAGUGGACAUCGACCUGUCGGUGCCUGUUAUUAACAUGGACGACACGGGCUACGGCACGAAGACACAGUCCAUCGACGUCGUCAGCGGAGUCUGGGUUGUGUUUGAAGAGCCGGGCUUCUGCGGCGAGCUUUACGUCCUGGAGAAAGGCCUGUAUGGAAGCCCGGAGGACUGGGGGGCGCAGCAGCACAGACUGGGCUCCACGAUGCCCGUCCUGCUGGAUGAUUUCGAGAACACGGCCAAGUUCAAGGUGCAGCUUUUCUCUAAUCCAGGCUUUCAAGGCUCCGUCCUCACCCUGGAGGACAGCAUUGCCUCCCCGCAGGACGGUUUCUCCGUGGCUUCCUGCAAAGUGCUGGCUGGCAGCUGGCUGGCGUUUGAGGGCAGCGACUUCACUGGUAAAGUGUACGUGUUGGAAGAGGGGAGCUACCCAGAUCUGAGAGCCAUGGGCUGCGUCAACGCCAACGCCUCCAUCCUGUCGCUGCAGCCUGUUGGAUUUGAGUUCUCGCUGCCGUCCAUCACUCUCUUCGAGCGAUGCGGCCUGCGGGGGAAGAGGGUGGUCCUCACUGACGGAUCAGUCAACCUCCCGUUUACGGGCGGCUGCGCCCGGGUUCAGUCCGUGCUGGUGGAGGGCGGCAUAUGGGUUUUAUACGAGGGAAUCAACUAUCGCGGCGCUCAGAUUUUGCUGAAACCUGGUGAGGUGCUCAACUGGCACGAGUUCAGCCGCUGGAACAAGAUUGGAUCUCUUCGCCCUCUGACACAGAAACAAGUUCACUUCCGCCUGCGAAACAAGCAGACGGGCUUGAUGCUGUCGGUGAACGGUGAGCUGGGCGACGUCAAGCUGAUGCGGAUACAAGAGGAGGAGGAGACGGGCGGGUUUGAACAGAUCUGGUUCUACCACAACGGACAUCUUCACUGCAAGAUGAUGGAGGAGUGCUGCCUGAGUCCGAUUGGCAGUGUCACGAUGGCGGGAAGCCGCCUGGGUCUCAGCCCGGAGACGGCCGACCAGACCCAGCGCUGGAGCAUCACCCCCGAGGGCUUCGUCCGCUACACCCACACCUCCGAUCUGGUCCUGGAAAUCAAAGGGGGCCACCACUACGACAAAAACCAAGUGAUUCUGAACACACUUGAUCCAAAUAAACUUCAACAAAGGUGGGCUGUGGAGAUUUUGUGAACACGAGCUGCUGAACUGGAUCCUGGAUAUCAAGAGGUACGACUUUUUGGAGAUCCGAUGGCAAACCGGGGAUGUCGCUGGAGCAGCUCAAUGUUUUGCUGCUGCUGCUGCUGCUGCUGCGGAGGAAGUAAUAAGCGUCCAAUGAAGAGGUCAAUUUGGAGGGAAAUGACUCGGAUCAUGAGAACGUGCUGCGAACUCACUGAACAAACAAGCAGAGGCUUCUUUAACUUGAAAUUGUUAUCAGAUUUCUUCAGUUUACAUUUUGCCUUUUCAUGGAACAAUCUGUCUCUACCUGAUCUUAAUUAUUAUAAACAGUGUUAACACUUUGAAUCUCUCUAUGCAAUGUCAUGUUAUUGAUUAUAUAUUGCUUUAUUUUCCGCUGAAUGCAUGAGGAGAAAGAAACACACACCAUCUCUUGUGGCUUUUAUUUUUCUUAUUCCAAAGUAUACAACACAAAGUGUUUUGCUUUCAGAACCGUAACACUAUUUUUGUCAAUAAACUUCUGAAACACA